UCGUGUAAAAAUACCCGAGAAGUCGUAUGUGUUAUGCUAUCAAGUGUGAAUCUUUUUUUUCAAGGAUAAGGUUAUCUAAUAAAUAUGUAAUUUAAAAUUUUCGGUUGGGAGUGUGACUCGUAAAAUAAACAGUUGGAGUGCUAACAUAAAUACGAACUGCAUAGCAGCGAUCAAGACGUGUAUGAGAGUGCUGUGAAAAAAUGUUCAAAUUUACCGCAAUAGUAAUUGCGCUUAUCAGUGCAACCGUAUUUUAUGUAAUUUUCAAGGAGCCUCCUCCUCUUCCGCAAAUACCAGAAGUACAGUGGAGGGAUGAUGCUGUACAAGAUACGCAGUUACAUCCUUUCAGCAUAAAUGUGUCGGAAAAAGUUUUGGAUUCGCUGAAACAACAAUUAAAAAGUACCACUUACGUAGCUCCUCUGAAAAACGUUAAUUUCACCUACGGUUUCGACUCCAACCAGCUUCAAAAAAUCAUCACUUACUGGGAGAAAAAUUACCAAUGGAGAAAUCGAGAAAAACUUCUGAACUCGGUUCCUCAUUACCGAACGAAAAUCUUGGGUUUGAAUAUCCAUUUCAUUCAUAUAAAGCAAAACCCAAAUACCAAAACAACGAAGAAAGUCCUACCUUUGCUACUCCUUCACGGAUGGCCGGGUUCGGUUAAAGAAUUUUACAGCGUGUUUCCAUUAUUAAGCAAAGUGCAAGAAAAAUACGACUUUGUGUUCGAAAUUGUGGCCCCAUCUUUGCCCGGAUAUGGGUUCUCGGAUGGUGCUCAGUAUCCAGGAUUUGGAACCGCUCAAAUAGCUCAGAUUUCAAAAUUACUUAUGGAGAGAUUAGGUCAUAAGAAGUUCUAUGUGCAAGGAGGUGAUUGGGGUUCGCUGAUUGGUACCGAUUUGGCCACCUUGUAUCCUGAAAGCGUUAUUGGAUUCCAUAACAAUAUGUGUCCUAUGCCAAACAAUCUGAAGUCGUAUGUUCAACUAUUCAUUGGAAGUUUUUGGCCAGAAUUAUACGCAGAUAAAGCAUUCCAACAUCGACUCUAUCCUUUAUCGAGUACGUUCAGUUAUCUAAUGACAGAAUCGGGUUAUAUGCAUCUUCAAGCCACAAAACCAGAUACCGUUGGUGUAGCUUUAUCAAACUCACCGGCUGGUUUGGCUGCUUAUAUUUUGGAAAAAUUUUCAACCUGGAUGAAUUACAACUAUCGUGACCUACCUGACGGUGGAUUUGAUCCUAAAAGCUUUGAAGGAAGACAUUACACUUUGGAUGAUUUAUUAGAUAACGUGAUGAUCUACUGGACUACGAACUCGAUCACUACAUCGAUGCGUUUGUACAGCGAAAAUUUCAAUAAAGAACGCCGCUCUAUGAAUUUAGAAAGUAUGCCCACCGUAGUUCCAACCGUUUGCGCAGCUUACCCGUAUGAUUUGGUUUACACGCCCGAAGCAAUCCUACGUAAUAAAUUCACCAAUCUGUUGUACUUAUCGCAUAUGCCCAGAGGUGGUCACUUCGCAGCUUUCGAAGAACCUCAACUAUUCGCCCAAGAUUUAUGGAAGGCAGUUUGUAAUAUCGAAAAUCUCGUUCACGAUAAACCGCGUAACAAAUGCCAAUAAACAAACUCUCUCGUGUAAUAUUUAUAACAUGUAAUUAAUCAAAUAAAAAUACAAAUUUAAACCUUAAAAUAAGUAUAUUUACACUCGAAAAAAAAAUUGUAAAUAAAAACUGUAUUGUUGUAUGUUCGCUGAAUAUGUUAGUGAACAAAGUGUUUGGGACAACCGAUUUAAUACGAUUUAGUUAUUAUAUUGUAUAGAUUGAUGUGAAUAUACCUGCAUGAAAGUUUGGACUACACAAACCGUUAUACCUGUUAAUUUCAUUCCGGUUUUUUUUUUUUUUUAAUUGAUUAAUCAUUUUUCUAAUCUGUAUCGUUUUACGUUUCCAUUAUUAUUUUAUAUCGUAUUUGUAGGUAAAUAUUCGUGCUUUGUACGUUAUUGUGAGGCAAUGUUCAAAGAGUUUGAGUGGAUAUUUUAAAUUUUUUUUAGAAUACGUGAUUUCAAUUUACUUAUUAUGAUUUUUAGUUUUUUUUUUCUCAAAUAUAUCAGGGAAUUUUAGUA
Messenger RNA from Planococcus citri (citrus mealybug), 2096 nucleotides. Its product is annotated as juvenile hormone epoxide hydrolase 1-like. Bases 201 to 1598 code for a protein of 465 amino acids. The record is from RefSeq and is a predicted model, not a curated record. Gene Ontology annotation, molecular function: epoxide hydrolase activity. Gene Ontology annotation, biological process: epoxide metabolic process. NCBI's taxonomy places the organism in Eukaryota, Metazoa, Arthropoda, Insecta, Hemiptera, Pseudococcidae. The transcript is spliced from 5 exons.